GGUUAUUCCAGUUUUAUAGCUGAAUUAAUAUAUCUCGAAAUAAUAUUUGCACUUAAGGUGGUAGAUCUGAGAAUCAGCUAAAACAGCAGAGAUAAACAUAAACAGCUUAAUGCGCUCUGCCUGUGAGUUUUUUUAUAUACAUAUUUGAUCAGCAUUUUCUUGACGAAUGGCAACAAAGGACCGGGGAGACAGUGAUGAUGAACGUCUUUUGCACCAGCUGCACGAACUAUUGUUUAAUUGCAGUGUAUUGUUUCAUGCAAAGCUACAUACAUCAGUUACGAUUUCUUUUUAUGACUUAUCUAUAAACAAGGUCAUGGGAAUUAAUUUCGCAAGCAUAACAUGCAAAUGCAUACAACAAAUAAACGAAAUGUGCCACGUUAUGUAAAAAUGUUAUAUGAAGCUGAUAAUUUUUAAAUCCAGUCCGUAUUUUUCAACCUGCAGUGUGCAGGAGAAUUGGAUAAUAGUUGUUGGAGCUCUCUCUAAUGCCAUGCUGGGCCAAAGAAGCUCUUGGAGACUUGCAUUUAGCAACCCAUAUCCGGGUUAGAGAGGAAAGGAAAAAGUUUCAUUUAAGCCUAGGCGAGAACUUUCAAUAUGAAAUCACACUAUUUAGCAGUAGGCGCUGCCAUUGAGGCGCAUUUGAUUCCGAUUGCCGCGUUGCCUGACAUACUUAAUAUUUAAAUGAAAUAGUUUCGUUUUUAUUUAAUUUUCUUCGAUUUCCCCUCUUCCUUUUCUGACAGCUAGCUGUUAACUACAGUAGCUAGCUAGGCUGGAAUACUGCCUGAAAUGUUGACGUGAUCAUGGCCGCGCAAGUGGCACAAGCUCCGGGGACGAGUAAAAAUAAAACAUCGGAUUUACCGAGCAAUUUGAGUCAAGAUAUAAAUUCGGGUAAGUCUUUAAGAGAGACUGUACAUGGAUCUGGAACAAUAUUUGGGACUGGUGAUGGGACAAGCGAUGACAUGAAUAAUGUAGAUCGCCACCACCAUGAACUGAACAUGGCCAACACAGCUCGCUCUUCUACCAACAACUCGGAUCUACGCGAAAAGGAGAGUGCGAGUAAGUCGGCGUCUUUAUCCGCGUCCAAUUCGGGCAUGUCAUCGAGCAUGGAGACGGGUUUGAUAGCGAAUCAUAAACUGAAAAAUGUUGGUGGAGGAGAUCCCCCUCCUCCGCCUCACCAUCACGCACACUCACAGCAGCAACAGCAACCAUUCAAUCAAUUUCAGCCGCACCAUCAGCGUCAAAUUCAAAAUAACAACAUCAACAGCCAGCAAUCGGCGCAGGGGGAAACUGGCAUUCGGCAACAUGGAGGGAAGGAGAAUAUUCUUGGAAAUCGGGUUGAACGACAUCAGCAGUUGCUGAAUAAAAGUGAGGAGGACGAUCACCCGUGUAAAUCGGGAGACCGGAUGGGCAGCAGGUACGACCACGCCGGCUUAGGAGCGACGAACAACUUCAUCAGCAGCAACCAGCCACAAAGUGCAGGAGGGAACAGCAACGUUUCUGAGUUUAAUAAUUAUUAUGGCGGUACCAGAGGAGGGCCUUGUCUUGAUCAACAUGGCGGACAACAAAGCCCUGGGAUGGGGGUAAUGCAUUCUUCGGCACCCAACAGUAUGGAUCAAGUGCAAAACUCCCACGAAGGCUACCACAACAGCCAGUAUAACCACUACCAGAACUACCGUGCUGGCUACGGUGCUGCAGGAUACGGUAUGAUGACUCCCUCGCUGCAGGGAAACAGCAUGAUGGGCCCGAGCAGCAAUAGCGCUGCAAGCCACAGCAAAGCUUCCAUGGCUGCUGCUGCCUCUGGUUCUGGUGGCAACGUUGGGGGAUUUCAGAGAUUUCCAGGGCAAAGUCAGCAGCGUCCAUCAGGAGCCACACCAACUCUAAACGAACUGCUGACGUCCCCUAGCCCCGUUAUGCGAGGUUAUGGCAGUGGCUACCAAGACUACAAUAACAAUCCGUCCGCACAGCAAGCAAGCAUGGGGCUGGGCAAAGACAUGGGCGCCCAAUAUGGGUCCGCUUCCCACGGCUGGGGAGGGCAACAAAGAAAUCACCCGGCAAUGAGUCCUGGAAACAACGGGCAAGGUGUUACCAGAUCCCAGGUGGCCCCCAUGGAAUCCAUGGCGAUGAAGCGCUCUCAUCUCUACGGAAUGGGCGGCAGCCCCUACUCUCAGCACCAGCAGGGUGGGGCUUACCACGGCCAGCCAUAUGGAUCACCUGCUCCUCACCAGUAUCCAAUGGGAACACAGGGAAGAGGUCAGGUGGGCAUGAGUGGAAUGCAGUACCCUCCACAGCAGCAGAUGGCGACUCCUUACGGCCAUCAGGCCAUGGGUGGAUUCUGCCAGCAGGCUCAGCCGCCGUACUUCAGCCAGCCCAUGCAGCCUGCCGCCCAGCCGCCCUAUGCGCAGCCCCGUGCACCCCCGCCGCAGGAGAUUUCAUCAGACAGCUAUGGAAGCAUGGGCCAGACCUCGGUCACCGCUGGGAAGCCCAAUGAGGACUUGGGUCUCACACAGGAGGACAGACCCUCCAGCCUACCGGACCUGUCAGGCUCCAUCGACGACCUGCCCACGGGCACCGAGGUCGGCCUGGGAGCCUCUGCCAGCCAGGGCCAGCCGAGCACUUUCUCCCCCGGCGCCUCCCCACACCUUGCCGGCUCUCGCCCAUCGCCGCCACCCCCAGUGGGACCUACCCCCAGCCGCCAGGGGCCCCUUUCCCCGGCUGCAGGUCCAGGCACCCAGCUGGCCCAGCAGAGUGUGGGAGGUGUGACUGACGCGGGAACUCACGCCACGAUGAGCCAGGCACCCAUGUCCCAGGAGAGGGGGUUCACUUCCAGCAUCCAGAGAAAUGUCCCGUCCUCUCAGUUCACCCCCCAGCAACCCGGGCCGCCCAUAUCACCUCGCCCCAUGCACCACAUCGGGGGGCCCUACCAGCAGGGAGGCGCUGGCGGACCCACCUACGGACACCAUGGUGGACAGUAUGGGCCUCAGGGUAAUUACCCCCGGCUGCCCGGAUACGGAGGAGCCCCCGCCGCCAGCUAUGGUGUCCCGGGCUCCGGCGUGGGCAGCAGCCCCAUGCAUGGCCAAGGUCCUGGCCAGCCCUGUGGUUCCAUGCCUGCUGGGCGUGGCGUGGGCAUGGCAGCGGGCGUAGGGAGCCGCCCAUAUCCAGGCAACACUGGCGGCCUGGCCCCCGGCUCACCCGGCAUGCCCCAACCGUCAGGCCCCGGCAUGGGGAGACCACAGCCCAGCGGCGGCCGCAAGAGCCAGGAGGUAGCAGUGUCCGCAAUGCAGGCCGGAGGGAGCACCACGGCAUCCAGGCAGGGAAGCUACCCUGGUGUGAAUCACAUGGGCAUGAUAGGCAGCGCUGCGCCUUACAGCCAGCCAGUCGGGAACAGCUCUGGGAGAAUGACCCCACAGGCCCCGCCCUACAAUGCCCCGCCCUCAGGUCUGUUCUGGGAGUCCCUUGGUGUAAAUUCUGCACUACAUCAGCCUUGGAGGAAAGAGCAGAUCGGCCCCUCCGGUGGCUGGGGGCGCUUUUGGGCCCCAUCAGACCCAUCAGGCUCAGCACCAUCAUCCCCUCGACCUGCCGUAGACCUGCAGAGGGACCCUGUAGAGACAGACAUCCGCAUGGAAAAGCCCCGAAAGCUGGACAGCAAGGAGGAGAGUGCUGGCCUGGAGCCCCAGAAGGCAAAGGACGGCUACCUCUCCCGGUGUCCAUCGCGGCCGCCCACCCCCUCAGCGCUGUCCCCCAGCCCCGCCAGCCUCUCCUCGUACCACGGCGACGACAGCGACAGCAUCAGCAGUCCCGCCUGGCCCCGCACUCCCUCCAGCCCCCCGAAGCCCAACUCCUCCUCCACGCUGAGCGGUGAGAAGAUCACCAAGCUGUACCAGAUGGGUGUGGAGCCGGAGCGCCAGGCGUGGGUGGAGCGCUACCUGGCCUUCAUGGAGGAUCGCGGCACGCCGGUCACUAGCCUGCCCAGCGUGGGCAGGAAGCCGCUGGACCUGUGCCGCCUCUACAUGUGUGUGAAGGAGAUUGGCGGCCUCGCCACGGUGAACAAAACCAAGAAGUGGCGGGAGCUGUCUUCCCACCUGAACAUGGGUGCCUCUAACAGCGUGGCCAGCUCCCUGAAGAAGCACUACAUUCAGUACCUAUUUGCCUUUGAGUGCCAAGUGGAGCGCGGGGAGGAGCCCCCGCCCGAGAUCUUCGCCGCAGCCGACUCAAAGAAGCAGCAGACGCCCAAGAUCCAGCCGCCAUCUCCUGCUAACUCUGGCUCCCUGCAGGGCCCCCACACACCACAGUCCACAGGCAGCAGCUCAGUGACUGAGGCGGGGGGUGACCUGAAGCCGCCCACACCAGCCCCACCCACACCUGCUCCUCACACGCAGAUGAUCCCGCAGCAGGGUGGCAGGAACAGCAGCACUGUCAGUGUGCAGGACCCCUUUGCAGAGGUCAAUGACCCCAUCUUCCAGAAAUGCACUCCUAUGAACCCUGGGGCACCUUACCACCCCCAGGGGGGCAACAUGCCAGAGGCUGUGAUGAGGAUGCAGUAUGAGGCCAACAAGGACCCCUUUGGUGCUGCAAGGAAGGGGAUGGCACCAAGCGAGCACUUUGGGGAUGGCCAUAUGGCCGGCAGCGGCAUGCAGGAAGCAUAUGGCCGGGGGCCGCCUCCAGGGGCCAUGCCUGCCCCGGGCGUGGGCCAGCGCCCCCAGUACCCUUACGGCCCCGGCUAUGACAGGAGACCGGACCAUGUGAUGGGACCAGAGGGGGGCAUAGUUCCCCACCAAAGUCAGAACAACAUGGUACCGUCUGCCAACGACUCGGGGUUGUAUCCUCCAAACAGAUACCCCUCCCAGCUGAGGCACGAGGGCUACGGACAGCAGUAUUCCCACGGCAUGCCAUACGGAGCCCAUCAGCCCGGAAUGUUCCCCCAGCAGCAGGGCUACAAGCGGCCAAUGGAGGGGAUGUACGCCCCCCCUGCGAAGCGCCAUGAGGGGGAUGUAUAUGCUGGGCCCUAUGGAGGUCAGCAGUCAGAUUCAUAUGGCCCCUACGGCAGCUAUUCGGGCCCUGAACGCCGGCCCAUGCAGAACCCCUUCCCAUAUGCUUAUGGACGGGAACGCAUGCCCCCCUCGGGCCCAGUGCCCCCACAUGCAAUGGGCUCUGGUGAGGGGCCCCAGCCCAGGAUGUGGCCCUCCAGGACAGAUGUGAACUACCCCUAUCCAUCUAGGCACGGUCAGGGAGUGACCUACCCUUUGGGCCGGGGGGAUGAAGGUGAAGGUCUGCCAGGCCAGGACAGCUCGUGGUCCGGUGCCACUGGGCAGCGCCAGCCGUCUUUUCACCCCUCGGCCACCUCCCCCUCUUCCUCCUCUGGACCGAUGCCCCAUAUGAGCACUAGGCCGCCGCCACCCUCGUCAUACCAGACCCCCCCCGCCAUGGCUGCCAGCCACAUUCCCCGGGACCCCAGUCCUGCCCCUUUCCAGCGCUCUAUGGAGGUGCAUCCCUCCACCAGCAAGGGCCACUUUGUGGCUUCAGUAAAACCAGCCAAGCUAGGCAUGCCUGUCCCCAUGCCGGGGCCCCCCCCAGCUCCCGGGAUGCCUGGCCAGGCUCCUCCUCCGGUCCUCCAGCGAGAGGUCAACUACCCCCCCAGUUCUGUGGAGGGCACACAGGCACUGCUGAAGCCACGUCGUAAGCUGACCUCCAAGGAUACUGGAACCCCAGAGGCCUGGCGUGUGAUGAUGUCCCUCAAGUCAGGCUUGCUGGCAGAGAGCACCUGGGCCCUGGACACCAUCAAUGUCUUGCUUUAUGAUGAUAGCACUGUGGCCUCCUUCACCCUCUCACAGUUGCCUGGAUUUCUGGAACUCAUUGUGGAAUACUUCAGAAGGUGCCUGAUAGAGAUGUUUGGGAUUCUAAAGGAGUAUGAAGUGGGAACACCCGGACAGAAGACCCUUCUGGGACCAGCACCAAGACAGAAGGAGGAGGAUCCUGCCCACCUGGAAGAGAUGGAUCAAUCUGAGGCAGAACUGGGAGAGGAGGAUGAAGGGGCAGCAAAUGAUGAGGCACUUCUCAGUACCACUGAGGAGGCAGAGCCAGACAACAUCAGGGAGGAGCCUCCAGGUGAACCACAUUUAAAAGGGAUGGAUGAGGAAGAGCAUGAGGAGAAGAGCAAGGACUUCUCAGAGGGAACAUGUCCCCUGGAGCCCCGGCCAAAACAGGCUAGCAGGUAUGACAAAUUCCCACUGAAGGUGGAGGACAAUGACUGGGAUGGGCCACACGAAGACCUGCUAAAUGGGGAGGGCUUCACCAGCGGGCUGCUGCACUGGCAGGCAGGUGGGGGGGACUCCACUGCCCACAUCCAGACCCACUUUGAGAGAAAGACCAGCAGCCUGUGGGGCAGGGAGGAGGAGCCAGAACCAGCAGAGACCAGUGAGAAAACUUGCCACAACAGGGCAGCCUGGUGGCCACCAGUUUCCUUUGAGUUUGGCACCCUGGAGGAUGAACCACGUUGCCGAGACGACGCCCCUCUCUCUGUUGCUGCCAACUGGCAAGAUUCUCUGGCACGGCGGUGCAUCUGCAUCUCCAAUGUUGUACGCGGCCUCUCCUUCGUACCUGGCAAUGACACUGAGAUGUCCCGGCAUCCGGGCCUGGUGCUGAUCCUAGGCCGGCUGGUGCUGCUGCACCAUGAACACCUUGAAAGGAAAAGGCCUUUGCCAAUUCGCCGCGAUGGAGACAGGGAUGGCGAAGAGGAGGACCACGGUCUGGCCUGCAGCAGAGAUGAGUGGCGUUGGGAUUGCCUUGCCACACUGCGGGAGAACACCAUGGUGACCCUGGCAAACAUUGCCGGCCAGCUGGAUCUGUCACCCUACCCAGAAAGCAUCUGUUUGCCUCUCCUGGAUGGUCUCCUGCACUGGAUGGUGUGCCCCUCGGCGGAGUCCCGGGACCCGUUUCCAAUGGCAGGGCCUUACUCUGCACUCACCCCACAGCGGCUUGUACUGGAGUGCCUGUGCAAGCUGAGUGUUCAGGAUGGCAACGUGGACCUCCUGCUGGCCACGCCACCCAUGAGCCGGCAGCAGCGGCUCUACACAGCUCUGGUGCGCCACGUGGGUGAGCGCCGCAGCCAGGUGUGCCGCGAGAUGGCAGUGGCUGUUCUGUCCAACCUGGCCCGUGGCGACCCUACAGCAGCUCGGGCUAUAGCCCUGCAGCGGGGCGGCGUAGGCAGCCUGAUUGGAUUUUUGGAGGACGGUGUGGCCGUGGCGCAGUACCAGCACGGUCCCCACGGGCCGCCGCACCCCGAGCCGCCUAGCGUCAGCAUGAUGUGCCGGGCUGCCAAGGCGCUGCUGGCCAUGGCUGAGGUGGAGGAGAACCGGUCCGAGUUUGUGCUGUAUGAGGGUCGGCUGCUCGACAUCACCGUGUCCUCAGUGCUGAACGCCGCUGUCUCCAGCAUCCUGUGCCAAGUGUUAUUCAAAAUCGGCCGCUUUUGACUGGCACCUUGACAGCCCACCGGCGCCUCUAAGAGCAAAUGCCACAUGCAAUCGCUGGUAUUAUAUUUUUAUUUAAGGGAAAAAAAUUACAUAAAAAUGUUUUAUAUAUGUAUAAAUAAAUCUAUAAAUAUAUAUAAAUAGCUCCCCAGCCCGAUUCACGGUUUAAUUUUGGAAUUUUUAAAAUAAUUUUAAUACAGAUAUUUAAUACUUGCUGUGGUAUGUGUUUUUAAUAUUUUUCCUGUCUUUUUUUUUUAUAAUUUGAUUUCAACCGGAGUUGAUAAAUGCUCCUUUUCGUUGUCUCUUAUAUGUAUGUCUCUUGUUUAUAUAAUUGUUCUGAAUCAGUUUGCUUUCAAUUAUUAAUAAUUUAAAUUGUGAUAAAUAUUGUGGAUGGUUCUUCUGCCACAUUAUUGAGAAGAAAAAUGAUUUUACUCGUAUAAAUAUACCCAUGUUUAAGAAAGGCUUGUGCAAUAGGAAUCACGGCAGGUCAGCAUGGUAACAGGCUGGCUGUCAGUUAAGUGUGUGUUUGUUCCUCCCUAUACCAUGCAACACAAAAUCAGUGUUGCAUCUGCCUAUCAGUCAAAGAAAAAAAAAAUACUCCCUUCUCCACUCCUGGAACAGUCUCUUUAGUACUUGUAUUACGUUUAUUUUGUAUUCGCCAGUGGGCUGAGAUGUAAAUAGAUCUUGUACAUUGAACAAACGUACCCUUGUUUUAUUCUUUGUAUUUUGUUGUUUUUAGUUACCUGCAUCUUUUUUUCCAGGUGAUAUGACUACAAAGUGACAGUAGUUGUUAAUUCUAAAUAUUAUUUGCUGUUACUGUUAAUUUUAUUUAGUCUAUUUCAUUGUUUGGGUUCACAUUCUAAAACAAGGGAGGGCAGAGUCGUAUCCUGUGUUCUUCACACAGCUGUGUACCGCUUUGUGAGCCCCAUGUGGGACUUGUUUCAUUUUGGGGAAUAAUAUAUAAGGUUAUAAAAGACAGACAUCUAUCCUAUCCAUUUUUAAUUCCCCGCAUCUGAUGCGGAAGAGGAAAACUAUCCUGGGAUGAUGACAGAAACUAAUUAAAACUGAACAGGACAAAAAAAAAAACCUACACCGAUAUCUGUUAAGACUGGCAUCUUCUUUUCACUCAUCCACACAUUUAUUCAAUACAAAAUCUUUAUACUAUAUGUUCCACAUGUCAAAAAAAUAAAUGUACAUUAAACCUUGUUAAGCACUGUG
Molecule: messenger RNA, 8678 nt
Organism: Paramormyrops kingsleyae
Lineage: Eukaryota; Metazoa; Chordata; Actinopteri; Osteoglossiformes; Mormyridae
Source: RefSeq, a predicted model, not a curated record